AACGCUUCGAAGUGCUUUCUCUUUCUCUCUCUCUCUCUCUCACGCACACACACACACACACACACAAACAGCACUUGUUUGGCCUGAUAAGCAGAAGGGGAGAGGUGGCCAAUGAAGAGGAGGGAGGGGAAAAAAGGCAAAGCUCGACCCAACCAAAACAGACAAGAAUAGUGAGCGAGCCCUCUGAACGUGUUCGAAGAGAGAGAAAGCGUCAGAUGGGUGUGUGAGUCCUCAAGUAGGUGGGCAGCCAAGAAAAAAAAAACACACACACACAGCAACACUUCACAAGUGAGCGGCAGGUUGCCAGAGAGAAGCCAACGUGGAUAAGAUCAUGUCUCUAAAUGGGAGAGUGGCUCUGGUGACCGGGGGAGCUCAAGGCAUAGGGAGAGCCGUAGUCCAGUCCCUCCUACAGAGCUCAGCUAAGGUGGCUGUGGUUGACCUGAACAAGACCCGCGGGGAAGAGUGCAAGAAACAGCUGGAUGCGGAAUUUGGAGAUGACAGAAGCACUUUUAUUCAGUGUGAUGUUUCCAAUGGAGACUCCCUUCGCGGUGCCUUCCAAAGUACAGUUGACCAGUUUGGUCGUCUAGACAUUGUCAUCAACAAUGCUGGAAUCAACAAUGAAAAGAACUGGGAGAAGACCAUACAAGUAAACCUGACGUCGGUCAUAAAUGGGACCUAUCUGGCUCUGGAACAUAUGAGUAAGGAGCAUGGCAAGGAAGGAGGCACAAUAAUCAAUGUAUCUUCUAUGGCAGCCUUCCUGCACUCUCCUCACCAGCCCGUCUACACGGCCACAAAACAUGGAGUCAUUGGUUUCACCAGAGUUAUGGCCGAUGCAUCUUCUCAGAGUGACUACGGCGUGCGUAUCAAUGUGCUGUGUCCCGCCUUUGUUGACACCCCUCUGCUCCACUCAGUAGAACAGGAGGAAAACAUGGGGAAAUUUGUCAAAUUCAAGGAUGAUUUCAGGCGCAGCAUGAACAAGUUUGGAGUUUUACAGCCAUCAAUGAUUGCAGAAGGCAUGAUGAGAUUGAUCACUGACACCAGUCUAAAUGGGGCAGUGAUGAAGAUAACAUGCUCCAAAGGAAUCCACUUCCACACGUAUGAACCCAUGUCUGCUUGAUCCUCGCCUAAUGGACCGCCCCUCACUGAAGAGAGGGGCGGUACACAGCGGUAACCUGAAAGACUGAAACAUAACAGUCUGGUGCAUCAGGACAUCACGCGGUGGCUGCGUGGCAGUCCUAUCAGAAUAGAAUCCACGAAUGUUUGGAAUCUACUGCACAAAGUGCCCUGAACAUUACUCAACUAUGUGAAUACAAUGAAACAAUGAAAUUGAUUCUGUCAAUUGCAUUAAUGCAAUAGCAGCUUUGCUGCGAUACAUACUGAAUUAACCAUGCAAGCUUCGGCAGAGCAAAACUGCAAUUCAAUGGACCCGGGCUGUUCGAAGGGGAUCGAGACCGAGCUGUCCAGUGAAAAUCCACAUUAAUUGAUGCCAAUUAUGCAUUGAAAAAAAGUGUACAUAUACAGUACAUAUAUAUUUUUUAAAAAUCCUCGUCUUACCCCCAAGUGGUGUCCAUCCCCCAUUUAGCUCGGGUCCUCUACCAGAGGCCAGGAAGCUUGAGGUUUCUGCGCAGUAUCCUUGCUGUUCCCAGCACUGUGCUUUUCUGGACUGAGAUGUCCGAUGUUGUUCCCGGGAUAUGUUGCAAGCACUCAUCUAGUUUGGGGGUCACUGCCCCGAGUGCUCCGACCACCACAGGCACGACUGUCACCUUUACCUUCUAGGCUCUCUCCAGCUCCUCUCUGAGCCCUUGGUAUUUCUCCAGUUUCUCGUGUUCCUUCUUUCUGAUGUUUCCAUCGCUUGGGACCGCUACAUCCACUACAACGACUUUCCUCUCACACACACACACACGCACACACACACACACACAUACCUACAUACAGAGAUUCAUGAGACAGACAGAACCACACGUGGGGCCUCUUUGGAAAGACAGAUAUCCUCAACCUUCGUGCCACCUUUCCUUCACCUUUGUUGGAUUACGUCAACAAGACAAGGGAGAGAUGAAAAAGUGCUUGCUUUUCAAAACUGGAAAGGACAGCACAGUUUCAAAUGAAUUUGACUCAAUGUUUCCACGACGCUUCUUUGCUUGCUUUACGUGCUCAAAUUAAAAUGAAAAAGAUGCUAAUUGCUGUUUUUUUUUUGUGAAGGAUCACUGAUGUUUUUCCACAGUUUUUACUCUUACCUAUUUUCGAAUAAAUUAUGGAAAAGUGCUUCCUGUUGUGUGGAACCACACCUUUCCUUUUACUUUGAAGGGAUAUUUCUUGGCCUCACAGAUAAGCCACUUCUGAGAAAAACAUUAGGUUUUAUUACCUUUUUAUGUGUGCUCUUUGUAACAUUAUUUUAUUUUUCAAAGGC
Hippocampus zosterae (dwarf seahorse) is the source of this 2407-nucleotide messenger RNA. RefSeq names its product 15-hydroxyprostaglandin dehydrogenase (gene hpgd). NCBI's taxonomy places the organism in Eukaryota, Metazoa, Chordata, Actinopteri, Syngnathiformes, Syngnathidae. Gene Ontology annotation, cellular component: cytoplasm. Gene Ontology annotation, molecular function: oxidoreductase activity, acting on the CH-OH group of donors, NAD or NADP as acceptor. The transcript is spliced from 7 exons. The record is from RefSeq and is a predicted model, not a curated record. The coding region runs from base 332 to 1117 and encodes 261 amino acids.